AAUAUUUUUAUAAGUUGUGAAGUUAUUUUCCAUAUCUCUUGCACAUAAUGGUAUUUUCAUGACUGUGAUAUUUUGUCGUUUUAUUUUCUUCUCUCAUGGCGUUGGUGGAGGUCAGCAGGAGGUCCCUGCAGGCUUGCACUGCCCUGAUGGUUAUCACUGCUGGUGACUCCUGCAGCCGGCCUGCUGAUGCCCUGAGCUGGCCCAUUCAGCUCGGUGUCCAGAGGGCUGUGCUGCGGGCCCACCAAGCACCUUCCUCUGUGGAACUGUGGCUGCUUUCCCCCUUCCUCAUCCCCUUCUUCAUCUGCCCCAGCCUGCGAAGGGACCUCCUUGUGCCUGGGCAGGCUUAUGGGUGCUGGGGAGCUGGCUCACGCUGUGAGUGGGCUUCCUUGGCCUGUCCUGUGCCCCAUCACCAGCCUCGCUCUGUGGUCUUUGCCCUGGUGCACUGGGCGGUACCACCUCACCACCUCUUUCAGUGGUCCUUCCAUGUAUUCCAAAACUUCUGGAUUUCAAAUGUUGCUGUGCUCACAGAAACCUGAUGGUUUACACACCAAGCACCACCACCACCACCACCACCACAACCACAACAACAAAAUAACGGGUAGAAACUGCCAACUCC
Molecule: messenger RNA, 616 nt
Organism: Nomascus leucogenys (northern white-cheeked gibbon)
Lineage: Eukaryota; Metazoa; Chordata; Mammalia; Primates; Hylobatidae
Exons: 1
Coding region: 96-536 (146 amino acids)
Source: RefSeq, a predicted model, not a curated record